CGGCGAUUUGUUCCAGAGAUUUUGAGCAGUUCCGGCCGGCAGCCAUUGGCGACUCGGACGGCACCCCACGAUGCAAUAGAGCCCACUGCUGCCGACAGAGACGACAAGACACACAGCGGCACAACCAUGUCGGCCCCGAACUGCCUGCGCUGCCUCGUGCGGCCAUCGGCAAGGGUUCCAGUCUCGGUGCCUCGAGCUCGCGCUCCCAUCGUUCCCAUCGCUUCCAUCGCUCCCAUCACCGCUCCCAUCGCCGCUCCCAUCGCCGCCUCCCGGCCCGCGCCCUUCUCGACGACCUCGGCGAAUGCGAAGCCAAAGCAGGCCCAGAACGAGCCCGCCUCCAAGAGGGCAGGCAAGAAGCUGCAGCUGGGCAAAUUCAAGAAAAAGGACCGCAUCGCCGAGAAAGGGAGACCGCCGUUGCCGGGCGAGCGCAAGGCCUACCGCAAGCGCAUCACUCUCAGCAAUGACAACGCCAUCCCCGUGCCGUGGCUGACCGACCUCGGCCCGGCCGACCUGGCCACCUCGGAGAACAUCGCCAAGGUCAUGGCCCUCCCCGAGGAGCUGCAGGAUCAGCUACGCGCCAGCGAGGCCUUCAAGCCGACACAGUGCUGGGGCAUGUUUAGGAAGCCGGCCGUCCUGGUGCGCAAGGAGACGGUCGACCUGACGAACCGGAUGCAGGAAGCCGCCGCCAACAGGCAGAUCCUGCGCCUGGUCGUGACGGGCGACAAGGUGGCCGGCAAGAGCUUGAUGCUGCUGCAGGCCAUGUCUCAUGCCUUCCUCAACGACUGGAUCGUCCUCCACUUCCCAGAAGCCCAAGAGCUCACCACCGCCUGCACCGAAUAUGCCCCAAUCCCGGGCACCGACCCGGUCCAGUACAUGCAACCCGUCUACGUCCUGAAGCUGAUCCAGGCCUUCCGGCGGGCCAACGAGAAGGUGCUCUCCAAGACGUACACCACGCAGGCGCACCCGCAGCUGCCGCAAAACAUCUCCGCCAACACGCCGUUGCUCACCCUCGCCAACCUGGCCAAGGAGCCCGACAACGCCUGGGCCGUCUUCCAGGCGCUCUGGAACGAGCUGACGGCCAGGGGCGCCAGCCGCCCGCCCAUCCUCAUCAGCCUGGACGGCCUCGCCCACGCCAUGAAGGUGUCGGACUACCGCUCCCCGUCCUUUGAGCUGAUCCACUCGCACGACCUGGCGCUCCUGCGCCUCUUCGCCAACGCCCUCGGCGGCGGCGCGCACUUCCCCGGCGGCGGCGCCGUCCUCGCCGCCACCAGCCGCAGCAACGCGCCCCGCGCCCCGAGCAUGGAGCUCGCCCUGGCCCAGCGCGAGGCCGAGCAGCGCCUCCGCGCCGACGUGCCGGGCGUCCGGGUGCCCCAGAAGGACCCCUACUUCCGCGGCUACGACGAGCGCGUCGAGGCCGUCCUGCGCUCCGUCCAGGUCCUCCGCCUCGGCGGCCUCGACAAGCUCGAGGCCCGCGCCCUGAUGGAGUACUGGGCCGCCAGCGGCAUGCUGCGCGCCACCGUCAACGAGCGCACCGUGACCGAGAAGUGGACCCUCGCCGGCCACGGCGUCGUCGGCGAGAUGGAACGGGCCGCGCUCCUGACGAUGCGCAUCUGAAGAGGAGGGGAAUGGGCGGCGACUACGCGCCACAACUGUGUAACUCUACCGAAGGGUGUUUUGUAUGUGGGUGUGUGUGCGUGUGUGUGCGUGUAUAGAGACGCUUAUGUAGAAAUCCAAAUCUGUAUUAUUUGUGAGAGGCAAGUCUGACCUCCACGUCCGUGGCGGCGCCGCUCUCGAACCAGGGGGCUGGAAGUCUAGGGAGAGAGAGGAAGAGAGAGAGAGAGAGAGAGAGAGA
Thermothelomyces thermophilus ATCC 42464 is the source of this 1852-nucleotide messenger RNA. RefSeq lists its product as uncharacterized. Gene Ontology annotation, cellular component: mitochondrial small ribosomal subunit. The record is from RefSeq and is a predicted model, not a curated record. Gene Ontology annotation, molecular function: structural constituent of ribosome. Gene Ontology annotation, biological process: mitochondrial translation. The transcript has 2 exons. The coding region runs from base 127 to 1614 and encodes 495 amino acids. NCBI's taxonomy places the organism in Eukaryota, Fungi, Ascomycota, Sordariomycetes, Sordariales, Chaetomiaceae.